AUGUGUGACGAAUAUGAAAUUUUAGAAUUUUUGGAGCUGGAUUACCAAAUGGAGAGAAGAAGAAGACUACGUCGUAAAAGGAAAAUGAAUGAUGCCUUAAAAAAUAGACAACUGACUGCAUAUGGAUCUUCCAAUAUGGUUGUAUCAGAGACACCAGUACAGGUGGAGGGCGACACAGCCGCCAGUAAAAAGGCGGCCAAGAAGGCUGCCAAAGCGGCUGAGAAACAACAGAAGAAGGCAGAACAUAAGGCAGCGUCUGCUCAGCCACAAAAUGAAUCAGAACCAGAUACCUCCGAAGGGCGGUAUGGGGUGCUCAAGUUGAUUCAGUCAUCUGGAGACCACAGGGGCCGAGUCUACACUGAUGUCCAGGACUUAGGGGUGAAGAUUGAUAGCCAAGAAGUUUGGGUCAGAGCACGACUUCAAACGUCAAGGGCAAAGGGGAAGCAAUGCUUCGCCGUGCUUCGACAGAGCUCGAGCACAGUGCAGCUUCUGGUCAGCGUGAAUGAAGAGCGCGCUAUCAGCAAGCAAAUGGUCAAGUUCGCGGGCAAUAUUACAAAAGAAUCCAUAAUUGAUGUACGAGCGACCGUCGUGAAGACAGCAUCACCAGUGGAAUCAUGCACAGUACGGAAUGUGGAACUGCUGGCAGUAGAAAUAUGGACAGUGUCCGCCGCCCGUCCGCAGCUCCCGCUCCAGAUCGAAGAUGCUGCGAGGCCCGAGAAAAGCGACGACCCUGAAGCGCUGAGAAUCCGAGUAAACCAAGACACACGACUGGACAACCGCGUGCUGGAUUUGCGUACUCCGGCCAACCAGGCCAUAUUCAGACUCGAGGCCGGCGUGUGCAGACUGUUCCGUGAUAUACUCACUAGAAAAGGUUUUGUUGAAAUUCACACACCAAAAAUCAUACCCGCUGCAUCGGAAGGCGGCGCUAAUGUUUUCACCGUGUCAUACUUCAAGUCCUCGGCCUAUUUGGCUCAGAGUCCGCAGCUGUACAAGCAGAUGGCAAUAGCGGCAGACUUCGAUAAGGUGUUCACCGUGGGUGCAGUAUUCAGAGCUGAGGAUUCAAACACACAUAGACAUCUGACGGAGUUCGUCGGUUUGGAUCUGGAGAUGUCGUUCAAGCAUCAUUAUCACGAAGUACUGGACACUAUUGGGACCACGUUCACUGAAAUAUUCAAAGGACUGAGAGACGAAUACGCGGCAGAGAUAGCGACAGUCGGCCAGCAGUACCGAGUGGAGCCCUUCAAGUAUCUGGACCCUCCAUUGCGCCUCGAGUUCCCGCAAGCAAUACAAAUGUUGAAAGAAGCGGGAGUAACGUUGGGGGAAGAAGACGACCUGUCCACGCCUGAUGAGAAGCUGUUAGGAAGACUGGUCCGCGCGAAGUAUGAUACAGACUUCUACAUCCUCGACAAGUACCCGUUAGCUGUGAGGCCCUUCUACACCAUGCCGGACCCUAAGAACCCGAAAACGUCUAACUCAUACGACAUGUUUAUGCGAGGCGAGGAAAUCCUGAGCGGGGCGCAGCGUAUACACGAUCCGGACUACUUGAUAGAGCGGGCCAAACACCACGCGAUAGAUAUUAACAAAAUCGCGGCUUACAUCGAAUCGUUCAGACUGGGCUGCCCUCCGCAUGCAGGUGGUGGUAUCGGCUUAGAGAGAGUAGUAAUGUUGUACUUGGGUCUAGACAACAUUCGCAAAACAUCCAUGUUCCCAAGAGACCCGAAGCGAGUCACACCUUAAAUUAAUACAAAAAGACUAACAAAUAAAUAUAUAUUGUAAAAUUGAUAUUCUAAGUUAUUUCUGUAUCCAUUUUGUAUAUUAUAAAAUUAAUAAAAUUGUAUU
Achroia grisella is the source of this 1839-nucleotide messenger RNA. It is a transcript of the gene AspRS, whose product is annotated as aspartate--tRNA ligase, cytoplasmic. Gene Ontology annotation, cellular component: cytoplasm; aminoacyl-tRNA synthetase multienzyme complex; cytosol. NCBI's taxonomy places the organism in Eukaryota, Metazoa, Arthropoda, Insecta, Lepidoptera, Pyralidae. Gene Ontology annotation, molecular function: aspartate-tRNA ligase activity; ATP binding; RNA binding. Gene Ontology annotation, biological process: aspartyl-tRNA aminoacylation. The record is from RefSeq and is a predicted model, not a curated record. The coding region runs from base 1 to 1737 and encodes 578 amino acids. The transcript is spliced from 13 exons.